AUGGCCCCAUCUAUUAGUUGUCCUACUACAGCUUCUUCCCCAAACUCUGAGCUUCUGCCUUCCUCCAAAGCUCUCGCAACUACAACUACUUCUAUAUCCACAGCUGUUUUAGGCAAGAUACCCCCGCCAGGACAUGUAUACUUCAAACUGAAUCCCCCACGAGAACCACCACCUAGAGACAAGAAAGGACACUUUAUAAAGAAAACAGCCAGUUACAUCAAACUCUCCAAUACCACAUUCCCAUCCUCAGAUUCAUCGCCCUUAGACACUCCAGAAAUCAACCAACGAGCGCUAGAACACGAACACGAGGAAUCAGAACACGAGGUCAUACAGCAGCUAGCAGAUGACGAAGAGUCCUUACCAGGAGCACCAGACCCCUCCACGUCAAUCUUCCACCCUCAGUCUCCUAAACACAUACCAGUCGUCGCCCUCCCACCCGUACUGAAUAAACCAGCCAAGGUCAUGACGGGCGUACCAUUACCCGCACUGUUCCAUGGGAAAGAAAGUGAAAAUGCGCAAAACUUCCUGCGAAGCACGGAAGCAUACUUUCUAGUUAACCAGAUCGCAGACAAAGCCGUCAAAGUAGCACUAUUUGCUGCAUUAAUCUCAGCAGGAUCACAAGCGGACCACUGGUGGACGAACCUCGACGCACAACAUAAGGCAACAUGGAGAAACGUUAAAGCAGCCUUCGAAACAAAGUGGCCGGCAAUAACAGUAGCAGGAAAAACUCAACUCGAAUAUCAGAAAGAGUUAUUAGCAUUACAGUUGAAAGAGGAAGAUGUAGGAGAACGCCUCACAUUAGCCAAAAUCACCACCUGGUCCCACAUCCACUUCCAUAACCAGCUCACGACAUUAGUACAAGAUGCAGGCGUAGCAAAUGCACCAGUUCUAAUACACCAGGUCCGAGAUGUGCUCCCGCGAGUUCUACGAGACCUCACAACACCUGCGCCAGCCGACUGGAAUAUGUUCUUAUCGGAAAUCGCAGGUGUCAAUGUGGAUAUCCUGCAAGACAAGGCUAAACGUGAGAAAGAGAGAAAAGAAGUAGAAAGAUCGCAAAACGCGCGCAUUGCGCGUCUAGAAAGCCAGAGGAACGACCCAGUAGAAGUGCUACGCCUACAGAUGCAGCAGGCAACACUUGGAACGAAUAAUCCUAUGAGAACAAUGGGAGCAAUGAUGCUGCAGACGAGAGUAAACACAGGAAGUCCUACCAUGCAACAAACGCAGGUCACCAGAAGACAAGUACGCUACAUGGCAGCCGGUCAAAUGCAGCCAGGACAAAGAGCAGUACGAAAUGCACCUACACAAGAAGAACAAGACCUCUUAAGAGCUCGCAUCAACGAGCUGCCGCAGCAUGUAGACUCAGACGUGGGUCAAGCAGCCUACAACGAGCAACGGAGACAAUGGGCAUUCAAGGAACAAUCAGUCCUCGCGUGCCAAGAGGAGGCACACAAGGACAAGCAUCACACCUCCGUCGAGAAUCCAAGUCAUACAGAAUAUGUCGCUAUGCAGUCUCAAUCUAGUGAACAAUAUGACAUUGUUGAAUUGUACUUGACAGACAAUGAGGAAACCCACCCACUCUUCGACGAGGGCGCCAUGGUCAACGCCAUGUGCGCAACAGAAUUCGAGCUAAUAAAACAUCGGUUAGGAAGUUGGGGAGCGUCAACAAAAAGAUUACGCAUGGCGAACAGCACAAUAGUACCCUCCAGAGCCGUAUGGAGAGGUGAAGUCAUAAUAGGAGUCAAGAUGCAAGGAGAGUUUGAAGUAUUCGAAAGUGGAGGAGGAUGGAGAUUCCUGUUCGGAAAACCGCUACUGCACAUGUUUUGGGCGAUACAUGAAUACGAAACCGACGUAGUACAUAUAACAGGAGAGGGAGGGUCGAAGAUGAUCUAUAAUCAAAGUCAAGCAGAGGACACGGCACAGAGAGAAGAGAAGAUCCCUACAGGAACACACAUCCCAAUCUGCGUCACAUCAGAUGACAAAGAUGAAACUGCAGUCUUCACGAGGACGACGAAUCCGACAAACCCGAAACGAGUAGCAUAUGUCAUGAAGGCAGUACAGUAUGGGAAGGAACUGACAGAGGAAGAACGCAAACGAGUCGAAAGCUUAGUAGAAAGAUAUGCAGAUAUAUUUGCGUGCUCACUUUCAGAAGUCCUCCCAAUCCCAGGAGCUCAACAUCGGCUGAACAUACCAGAAAACGCCAUGUUCAACUUACACAUUCGUCAACGAGCCCUCACACCACCGCAAGCCAAGUUCCUACAUGGCUGA
Suillus fuscotomentosus is the source of this 2265-nucleotide messenger RNA. RefSeq lists its product as uncharacterized. The transcript has 4 exons. Bases 1 to 2265 code for a protein of 754 amino acids. NCBI's taxonomy places the organism in Eukaryota, Fungi, Basidiomycota, Agaricomycetes, Boletales, Suillaceae. The record is from RefSeq and is a predicted model, not a curated record.